UAAGUGAGGCAACAUGAGGAGUACGAGAAAGCAAGGAAGGAACCAUCAGCUUUCAUGGAGCCCUGCUUUCCCAGCUCUGCGGCCGGUUGCUAAUGAUGUUGUUAGGCGCUGCUCCUGGGUGACCUAGUUUCUGAGUAGUGCGGCUCAGCGCUGUGCCUGCCUCACUCCCAUCCAGAGGCCGUAGGAGUAGGAGGAGGAGGAGGAGCAGGACUGGCUGAGCGGCACAGCUGCGAGUUACACAAGGCACGGAUGGAUCUCCCGCACUGAAUGUGACAUUGGAGGUGCAGCAGCAGUAGCAGGAGUAGCAGUCAGUCUGUCAGUCUGUCAGUUCCCGCGCUGGAUCAUUACUGCCUCACACUGUGCCCCCCCGGAUACUUUUUUGUGGGCUCCUGGAUCACGAUGUCAUGUUGAGACUGGGUAUUCUGACUCCCUGCCUCUUGGAUUUAUUCAUCGCACUGAGAGAAGAAGCCGGGAUUAGUACAGUGCCGGGGUCCUGGCAUGGCACAGCGCCCCUCUAACUCAUCCUACUGACAGGGAGAAGAAGAUUUCAGUUCGUUGGCCACAAAAAGGACCCUGAUGUAAUCCUGUGCUGAAUAAACGAGCUGAUGGAUGAAGAUGAGAAAGAGAGAACAAAGAGGGCAUCACGCAACAAAUCUGAGAAGAAGAGAAGAGACCAGUUUAAUGUCCUCAUCAAAGAACUCUGCACCAUGUUGCAGGGCCAUGGACAACCACUUAAGAUGGACAAGUCCACAAUAUUGCAAAAGACCAUCGAUUUCUUACAGAAGCAGAAAGAAAUCACAGCACAGACUGAAGCCUGCGAGAUUCGACAAGACUGGAAACCUUCUUUUCUUAGCAAUGAGGAGUUUACUCAGUUGAUGUUAGAGGCUUUGGAUGGCUUUCUCAUAGCGCUUAACACUGAUGGGAUUAUAAUUUAUGUGUCAGACAGUGUUUCAUCCCUUCUCGGUCAUUUACCGUCAGAUAUGGUGGACCAAAAUAUAUUAAAUUUUCUGCCGGAGCGGGAACAGGCGGAGGUGCUGAAACUUUUGGCAUCGCACAUCCUCAUGACGGAGCCAAUCAUUCCUGAAUAUUUCAACAAUGAAAAGCAAGUGGAAUUUUGCUGUCAUUUAGCAAGAGGAAGCCUGGAUCCCAAUGAGCCCCGGAUGUAUGAGUUUGUCAAAUUUGUUGUAGAUUUUAAAUUCUGUAAUAAUGUGCCUACAUCCUCCUAUAAUGGGUUUGAGUCUGCUGUGGCAAGGGCAUUCCGGUCAGGCACUGAGGAACAGAUAUGCCUGGUGGCCACUGUUCGGUUGGUGACACCGCAAUUUCUAAAGGAGCUUUGUAAUGUAGAGGAACCUUGCGAAGAAUUUACCUCAAGACACAGCCUAGAGUGGAAAUUCCUUUUUCUGGACCACAGGGCCCCACCUAUAAUUGGCUACUUACCCUUUGAAGUGCUUGGGACAUCAGGGUAUGAUUAUUACCAUGCAGAUGACCUGGAGCUCUUAGCAAGGUGCCAUGAACACUUGAUGCAGUGCGGGAAGGGAAAGUCCUGUUAUUAUAGGUUUCUAACCAAGGGCCAACAGUGGAUCUGGCUCCAGACUCACUACUUCAUCACAUACCACCAGUGGAAUUCCAAGCCAGAGUUUAUUGUUUGUACGCACACUGUCGUCAGCUAUGCUGAAGUUCGAGCAGAGAAAAGGAGAGACCUUGGGUUGGAGGAAUCAGCUCUUGAGUUAUCAGAAACUUCAAUGAAGCCCCAGAAUACUUUCUUAGAAAUCAGGCACACAACCCAGGAGCCCAGCAGGGAAAGGAUGUCUGUUUCAUCCCACAGCUCCCGAAUAUCCUCCCACACAGCACUAUCCGACUCUGCCUCCACAUCCUCCAUGAGAAUUACAGAGGCUAGCACACCAUCCAGGCGCUCUCUAAAUGUGAACCAGCAAGAGAAUCCUCAGAUAAGAAUGGCUCCAAAUUCAAACCAGCCAGGAAGACCUCAAGUCUCAUCAGAAAAUCUGUCUCAGCAUCAUGUUGCUCAUUCUACAGUUUCACCUCAACAGGCAAUUAUGCCUGUUUACCAUUAUCCCAAUUCGGCCCAGUUUGAGAUAGGAGAACAUAUGAAGGAGCAACUACAAGAGAGAACUCGGAUGUUACAGGCUGACAUCCAAACACAGCAGAUGGAGCUGGAUGUGAUCAAGGAGCAGCUUCGGAGAAUGGAGGAUUCUAAUCGGCAGAUGCCGCAACCAAUCCCCAUGGGAUACAGCAGUUUACAACAAUCAGAUCCUAGAAUGGUGUCUCAUCAGUCGUCUGGGGCUCCUAGGCAAAGUGUUGAUUCAACCAAGAAGUCUCAGGGCAUGAUUCCAGCAAAACGUUUCUGUGUGUCCAAUGUAGCUGUUCAGCACCAGUAUCUGACUCCUGCACAGAAUACACAGCAGCAUUUGCAGCAGGGUCCUCUACAGCAACAGCAGCAGCAGCCACAGAAUCCUCUACAGCAACAACAGAAUGUUUUGCAGCAACAGCGGCAACAACAGUUACAGCAAAAACAGCAGCUCCAGCUACAAAAACAACAACAGCUACAAAAACAACAGCAGCAAUUACACAAGCAGCAGCAGCUACAGAAACAAAACCAAAUUCAACCCCAUCAGCAUCAAAGGCUCAUAAGAGGGAAUCAGCCACAGCAGACAGCAACUCUGCCUGUCCCAGCUCCUAGUAACAUUGUAAUGCCGCUGUACAGCAACACAAUGUUUCCUCAAGCACAUCCCACUGUUGUUAAUUCAAGGGUUCCAUCUGAAACUGGGGAUCGCCAACAAGCAACUGAAUACAAACAGGACAGGCACUUAAGGUUUGAUCAGGAUCAGCAAAUGCGGCCUCCAUCAUUACACAUGCAGCCAAUCACAUGCAGUACAGUGAUUGCUGUGCAACCUCCUCCAGCCUAUACUCCAUCGGUCAUGAUCCCUCAUUCCAGUUUCAGCACCCAGCAAAGCCAUGCGUCGGUCCAUGUGCACCAAUGCCAGCAGCAGCAGGUCCAGCCACAGCAUCUGUAUCUGCAGAUGCAGACCCAGGACACAGUACAAACUGCACAUUCUCAACGCAUUUUCCAGCAGCCUCACAUGUCGCAGCAAAGCACAAUGGGGUAUUUUUUACAUCCUCAGCAACAAAACCAAUCUGGAAAUGUGACUGACCUGCCUGAGAUGCAGCUCCCAUGAUGCAUCAAUAAGAAGUGACAGUUAGACCUCAGGGACAGCAGAUGUGUCAGAAAGGGAAAGGCCUCCCAGAAUUCACUGCCUGGAGAAAGCUCUUCUGCCUCACAGCAACAGGGGGCGCUAAAACAGAUGAGUCAAUCCACUGGACAGAAACGACAUACUGACGGCCCAAAUCAUGUUUCUAAUGUUACUACUGAUUGACACGGCAUGGAAUUGAAGCCAACACCUUCACCCGAUGAUAAAGUCCCGGCUGCCUUUAUGGAGAAUGAAAGUGUGUGUGUUCCAGUGUUACAAUGUUAUACCCAGUGUAUAUGUCAGGGGCUUUUAUUGGUGUUGUCUGCCAAAGCUAAUCAAGCUAAUUACUAUAUUAUUAAUAUUGACUCACUGCAAAUGAUAGCUCUUGGUAGUUACAUUGUACUUUUUGCUACUGGUUUUCGUUUAACUUGUUGCAGAGCAAUGCAUUGUGGGUCAGAAUGGCCAAAAAACGUGAAAUUAUUUAAUGAAGGGCACACACUGCCGCAGCACUGGAAUAUUUCCUACUCAGCCCUGCACUGAAUUUGCCCAUAUAUAUAUAUAUAAAUAUAUAUAAUAUAUAUAUGAUCGCAGCCCUUUUCACCAAAUUCUUUUUAAACCAUUGCUGCACCAUUAUAAAAGAAGAAAAGGCAGAUCCACAGGACAGGGGUGCAAAUAUGGUAGGAACCCCCCAGCAAACUUAAAUGCUAAGAUUUUUCCCCAGGCUGGUGCUCCUUUUAAGGAAAAAAUGCACCAACUCAUGGAAACAACAUCAGUGCCAGCAUUAUGCUUAUUUCUCCCAGGCGUCCCUACAGCAGGCUGAGCCGGUGCAUUUUUUUAAAAGGAGCACCAUACUGGGAAACAAUCCUAGCAAUUCACUUUUCUGGGGGGGUUCCUAAUCCUACCCUACUGCUAAUGCCAACUAGGGCUUAUUCUUGGCUUAUAAAUAAACUCAGGCUUAGAAUCAGCCAACUGCUGGUCUCUGCUCCUUCCUGAGUCUGCACCAUUAGGCAAGGAUUUUGGCGUGAAAAAUCACAUGUGUGUUUCCAUGCCAAAAUCUGCUCUGUGUGUGUCUGCACCCAGUUUGUGCACUGUGCUCUAUAGAGCAUAAUUAUUAUCACAGAUUGUCCCAAACCGAUUUCUCAAAAAACAUCUGAUGCUCCAUUGUGUGUGUUAUGCAUGAAUGACUAAGAGCUAGUGUCCCUCAAUGUGCGCUACAGAAUCCCAGUGCUAAAGCACCUGAGUGAGCCAGUUCAGUCCUCAAAAUUUCUCAGUGGGCAAGUUAUUUAUAAUUUUUCAUAAUACUUUAUGAAAACUCUUAAAGGAUUUUGGGAAAUCAGACAAUUUGGUGACUUGGGAUUUUAUCACAUGACCCUUGUGUACUAGGCCAGGACACUUGCACUUUGUCACAUAGAGACCAACUGGCCAAAGAAACACUUGCUGGUUAAUAGAUUUUGAAAACUGAACUUGGAAAAAUCAGCAUUCUACCUUAAAAAGGUAAGCACUGAAGCAGGUUUUAGUGAAUAAUUGUAUUAUGUUUAUAAUCUAGGGUAUAUGUGCACACUCCUAAGGUUAUUUUAGGAAUCGUAUGAUCAUAUACAGGCCACCAAUACCAAGGUGGCUAACAUCUUAUUACACAGCAGGGUGUACAUUGCUUAUUUUAAUACAAGAGUUUUAAUUAUGUCAUGUGACCUCACUAAGCACCUUUUAUAGAGAUAUAUUUUAAAGCUUAUUCAGAGAUCUUGUGCAUUAUUAAUAUAUCUAUAAGUAUUGGCUGAUUUAUAUAGGUAUAUAUAUAUAUAUUUUUUUUUUUUUUCCAUCUGUGAGUUUGAACUUGAAGUCACUAUCCAAUACCAAAGGAUACUAAUGGGAGAAAUCCAUUUGUGCAAUGCAGGAGCCUCUGCCAUCUCAUUGUUAAUGCUUCUGCUCCUGUUUAUUCUGUGUAAUUAUCGUUAGUACUAGAGGAGCCAACCGGCUGAUGCUGCCAGUUUGCAUGAACAACAAGCCAAACAAUUUGGUGAUGAAUGGCUUGGAUUCGGAAAUAUGUUGUAUUAUGGGCCUCUUGGGGGCUGAUAUUUUAUUCAAGCCAAGUUGCACAUCUGCCAAAACAUCACUAACCUGGAAAAUGAGGAGCUGAAAUGAUGUUGGCUGACUUAAUGAACACUAAAGGGGUUAGUGCCUGUAAUUUAUUUGUGUAUUUGAAAAUUUUCUAUUUUUAUUUAUAAUCCCUGUCGACUUGUUUUAUGUUUGAAGCACUUUCCCCGCUAAUUAUUCGAUUGGCGCUGAGUGAAAGGGAAGUUUGGUUACAGGAACAUUUACUGAUAGAUUCAUAAUUACUUUUGUAUCAGCUUAUGUGUAAAUAAGUCAGAGCUGACAGUGUUAUUGGCCGAGACAUUGGGCAAGUGCUAGAAUGGGGAGCAGCUAGAGCGGUGUUAACGCUGAGGAUUUCCUAUAGAUUUUUCCUAUAGAUGCCAUAUAACCCCAACUCAUUAUUAUGUUACAGUUUCUUUGUCCGUGGAUCCUGUAGUUCCCAAAAGAGAUGUUAGGCCUCAAAUUGGACAAUUGUGACAGAAAUAUUAAAAGCACUAAACAAUGAUUACCCAGCAUCAUUUAUACAAUGCCAUUAAUAGAAUAUUUCCCCUCGAGCAAAAGACCCCAAAGGAAAUGCCUUUUCUGCCUGCUAAAAAAGACCGCACAGAGCUGCCACCACUUUUUCAGGCAGAUGGGGCAUUUGGACCACAACUGGGCAGUGGGCAGCAAUGGUCAGAGGUCAUAUGGAUGUGCCAGUUGCUGCUCAUAAUGCUAUAGAGCUACAUUUUCAUAAACAAAAGCAUAAGCCAAAAGUAAAGGCAAUAUAUUUAUCAUUAUACUGAUGAUUUAUGCUGAAAGAAGAGUCAGUGUCACUGCCAGUAACACUGCAGUCAGGUUAUUUCACUAUAUAAUGUCUGUAUUCAUGUACAAAGUAUAGGAUAACAUGAGCCUAUGGGUGUGGCAAAUUAGAGCCCAGAGUGAUGAUUAAAAAGAUAUAUAUUUGUGUUUUACUUCAAAAUGGCAGUUUUCCCCAAAUCCUGGUUUGGGAGAUCAUUAUCAGCUAGCAAAGCCAAAGAGGCACAGUGACCAGCAGCACUAGAUGUACAAAGAGUUACAUGAAAGGGAAUAUUCACCAAUACACUGUCUCGUUAAAAUUCCGUAUUUAUACUGCAACACAAAGAUUUAUACACACAUAUACCAGUGUCCAGAGUGGUAAAGCAUUUAAUGUUCAAGGUGCCUCAUUGAUUCUGCUUACUGCCCAUGCCCCUUUUUUAUGGCUGGAUCCUGCAUACCUAUGUGCAGAUGCAUCAUGUUUCCAUAUUGUAGGCCUAAUAAUUAGUGUUGUGUUGUUCCCACGCUGGAUAAAAAGAACGGUAACAGAUUACAAUCAUUCAGGGAAUCAUAGUAACCCAACAGGACCCAGUAGUCUGUGAAGGUGCAUAAACCUAAUAAAGAAGUGUCACUGCCUAUUUUACUCAAAUCCUUACAUGCAACCCUCUGCGGUUCUGGCCAAGUCCAAAUGCCAGGGAGGAGUGACUUAUCCAUUAGGGUUUUGGGCUAGAACAAGAUAAGGGCUUUGGUCAGCUAAGGAAGGUAUCCAGGGAUCUUCUGUCUGCCCGACUGAUAUCUAAUAAGAUACUGAUUCCAUUCAUGGGAGCCCCAGCUGUCAGUAUGAUCAACAUAGUAAAAAGAACAUUAGACAUUAUCUCUGUAGCCUUAUGUCAUGCCCCAAGGGCACUUAAUCAUAGCCUAGAUUGUGUCCUCCAAGCAUGAAAUCAGUAAUACUACAGAGAUGAGGUCUCAAGUAAGAGAAUGUUCUGCUCAUUAUCCCCCAACCCCCACUCAUUACUGUUUUGUUAUGUGGAGGGCGGUUGCACCUCACAUUAGGCCUGGCACUGUGGGAUGUGUUCCGGUGUCAUGUGGUAUAAUUCACAUAGAAGCCUGGAAACUUACUGUACUCAGUGCCUCUUUUAUAGCCACCCUUGAAAAUAGCAAAGUACUCUAUAACAUGGCAACCUAAGUAAUGUUUGCUUUCCAAGUGCAAAAGGAAGUUAGAUUGCUAAGAGAAAAACAUCUUGUGCCAAAGGUUUUAGGGGCAUAGUGAAUGAUUUUGCUUACACUGGGCUAUAGAAUGAUCUAGUAAAGAGAAACCAAGUGAUGUGGGGAAGGCUUA
Messenger RNA from Xenopus tropicalis (tropical clawed frog), 7407 nucleotides. RefSeq names its product PAS domain containing 1 (gene pasd1). NCBI's taxonomy places the organism in Eukaryota, Metazoa, Chordata, Amphibia, Anura, Pipidae. Gene Ontology annotation, molecular function: double-stranded DNA binding; DNA-binding transcription factor activity, RNA polymerase II-specific; DNA-binding transcription factor activity. The transcript is spliced from 21 exons. Gene Ontology annotation, biological process: circadian regulation of gene expression; regulation of DNA-templated transcription; regulation of gene expression. The coding region runs from base 606 to 3194 and encodes 862 amino acids. Gene Ontology annotation, cellular component: nucleus; cytoplasm; transcription regulator complex. The record is from RefSeq and is a predicted model, not a curated record.